Messenger RNA from Mastomys coucha (southern multimammate mouse), 2434 nucleotides. It is a transcript of the gene Krit1, whose product is annotated as KRIT1 ankyrin repeat containing. Gene Ontology annotation, molecular function: protein binding. Lineage: Eukaryota; Metazoa; Chordata; Mammalia; Rodentia; Muridae. The coding region runs from base 249 to 1517 and encodes 422 amino acids. Gene Ontology annotation, biological process: cell redox homeostasis; negative regulation of angiogenesis; regulation of establishment of cell polarity. The record is from RefSeq and is a predicted model, not a curated record. The transcript has 11 exons. Gene Ontology annotation, cellular component: plasma membrane.
UUGGGGGCGUAACCCCGGAAGUUAUUGCCCGGCGCCGGUAGCGGCAGGAUGGCGAGCUGAGGCCUUGGGAGCCCCAAGCUGGUGGAGAGGCUGAAGGGUUCCUGGGACCAAGGAAGAGGAAGGACAGUGGAGGACAGGUUGCUGCCCCACCCUCUGGCUUGGAUGCAGCGGCUUGGUAAUAAGACCUGCCUCCCUCUCCGUUAUGUCAUUUCCUCUUCCAAGGAACUUUUUGUUUGUUUUAUAAAGCAAUGGGAAAUCCAGAAAACAUAGAAGAUGCUUACGUUGCGGUUAUCCGUCCAAAGAAUACUGCCAGUCUCAACUCCCGGGAGUAUAGAGCUAAAUCCUAUGAAAUUUUAUUGCAUGAAGUUCCCAUUGAAGGACAGAAAAAAAAGAGAAAGAAAGUUUUGCUGGAAACUAAACUUGAAGGCAACAGUGAAAUAGCACAAGGGAUAUUGGACUAUGUAGUAGAAACUACCAAACCAAUUUCCCCUGCAAACCAGGGCAUCAAAGGGAAACGAGUGGUGCUGAUGAAGAAGUUUCCUCUGGAUGGAGAGAAGACAGGCAGAGAAGCAGCACUAUUUAUUGUUCCAUCAGUUGUCAAAGACAAUACUAAAUAUGCAUAUACUCCCGGAUGCCCAAUUUUUUACUGCUUACAAGAUAUUAUGAGAGUUUGUAGUGAAUCCAGUACUCACUUUGCAACACUUACAGCAAGGAUGUUAAUAGCCUUGGAUAAGUGGUUAGAUGAACGUCAUGCACAGUCUCACUUUAUUCCAGCUUUAUUCCGACCUUCUCCCCUUGAACGGAUAAAGACUAAUGUCAUAAACCCUGCGUAUGCCGCUGAAUUAGGCCAGAUAGAAAACUCACUACAUAUGGGCUAUAGUGCACUAGAAAUAAAGAGUAAAAUGUUAGCCCUAGAGAAAGCGGACACCUGCAUUUACAACCCUUUGUUUGGAUCAGAUCUUCAGUAUACAAAUCGGGUAGAUAAAGUGGUAAUAAAUCCAUACUUUGGCCUCGGAGCUCCAGACUACUCAAAAAUACAAAUUCCCAAACAGGAAAAAUGGCAGCGAAGCAUGAGCAGUGUUGUGGAAGACAAAGAACGACAGUGGGUUGAUGACUUUCCUUUACAUCGAAAUGCCUGUGAAGGAGAUCCAGAAUUACUAAGCCAUCUUCUCGAUAAAGGAUUUUCAGUCAACCAACUAGACAAUGACCACUGGGCACCUAUUCAUUAUGCAUGCUGGUAUGGAAAGGUUGAGGCCACUCGCAUAUUAUUAGUCAAAGGAAAGUGCAAUCCAAACCUUUUAAAUGGCCAACUCAGCUCACCGCUUCAUUUUGCUGCUGGAGGGGGACAUGCUGAAAUAGUACAGAUCCUCCUAACUCACCCAGACAUUGACAGACACAUAACAGACCAACAAGGAAGAUCCCCAUUAAAUGUUUGUGAAGAAAACAAACAAAAUAACUGGGAAGAAGCUGCAAAAUUAUUGAAAGAAGCCAUUAACAAGCCAGUAAGUACUAUCUGAAUAGUUAGAGCCAAUGUCUUACUUAAAUUGAUAGUUUACAAAAGACCCUAGGUUCAUUCCCUUUACUAAAAAGAUUAAUUCAUAUAUAAUCUCAUAUGACAAAUGUAAUUGAAAAACAUAUCAUUAGACUUUUGGCAUUGUGCAAACAUCAUGGAAUAUAUUUGGACAACAUCCAUGGUAUAACCUGCUAUAUAAACCUAGGCUAUCUGGCAUAUAGUAUGAUAUGUGCGAUGCCCGUAGAUGUUUGGUUCUGUCAUUAAAUAAAAUAUUAAGUUAUGAGUGAUUGUACUUAAUGUGUUUAUUAUAAAUAGUUCUGCUCAUUGAUAUAUAUUCCCCCAACCAACAUUUAUAUUUAUAAACAGUAGCAUUAUAUGCCAUUCAUUAAUAAUUUUCAGCAAGUUUGAUAUAUAAGAAACUCAUUUUCCUUCUCACAAAAGUGAAAUAGAUGAUUUUCUAGGUUUGUGAAAGAGGUAGGUGUGUGUGUGUGUGUAUGUGUGUGUGUGUGUGUUUAUGAACAUAUGGAGACCAGAGGAUAUCACUUGUCGCUUUAUUUUUUUGAGAAAGGGUCUCACUAAACCUAAAGCCCACCAUUUUGUCUAGCUUCCAGGAUCUUCCUCUCUUACUCCUCUGCCUAACCAACUCAGGAAUUACAGACACAAGUAGCCAUUCCCAGCUUUUAUGUUGGUGCUGAGAGGUUAAACUCAGAUCUUCUUACAUUCACAGCAAAUGCUUCACUGAGUCAUAUUCCUAGCCCUUUCCUGCUUUUUUAUUUAGCUAAUUAAACAGAGAAAUCCUUAUAUUACCCUUCACUGUCAUUCAGUUUCUGAUGAUACAGUUAGGUAUCAUUUUCUGGCCAAACUUAUAUUGUGAACGUGAUCAAGAAUAUCACAUACUUGAAAUUCAAAAUUAAUUAUUUU